AUGAUGAUGCACGGACACGCAUUUAGCGGGAGAGGCAGGGGCGAAGACGUCGACGGGGACACCUUUGGGCGGGUGUAUGACAGGCGGGUGAUACUGCGGCUGAUGCCGUAUGUGCGCCCGUACAGAAAGACGGCGAUAUUCGCGUUCAUAGCGAUGCUGGUUUAUACCGGCUCGCAGUUGGCGAUACCGUUUCUGCUGAAGCUGGGAAUCGACGACUAUAUCGAGCAAGGGGACUUCCGCGGGCUGCUGGCGGUGGGCGGGAUAUUCAUCGCUGUUGCGCUGGGCGGCCUUGUGGCGAACUACUUUCAGCAGAUGUUCAUGGCACGGGUCGGGCUUGGUAUGCUGUACGACCUGCGCAGGGCGAUGUUCGCGCACCUGCAGAAACUCUCACUUUCGUACUAUGACAAGACGGCAGUCGGGCGGAUAAUGUCGCGCGUUCAGGGGGAUGUGUGGCAGUUGCAAGAGCUUAUGACCAUGGUCAUUAUGACGGCGGCGGACUUGCUGAGUCUGACGGGAAUCGUGGUUAUGCUGCUCAUCAUGAACCUGAAGCUUGGGCUGAUAACGAUGGUUGUGCUGCCGAUACUCGCACUGACGAUGGCAAUCUGGCAGCCUUUCGCGGUGAAGGCGUUUUUGCGAGUGCGGACGGCGAUUUCCAUCGUGAACGGGGCGCUGAACGAGAACAUCACGGGCGUGCGCGUGGUGCAGUCGCUGAACAGGCAGCCGCGCAAUCUGGAGAUGUUCGACGAGAAGAACACCGAGCACCUGAAUGCUAACCUGCGGGCGGGCAAGCUGUCGUCGAGCCUGCUGCCGGCGGUGGACAUUCUGACGGCUGUUGCGAUCGUGCUGGCGAUAUUCUUCGGCUCAAGCAUGGUGAGCGGCAACGAGCUGGAAAUCGGUGUGCUGAUUGCGUUCAUCAUGUACAUACAGCGCUUCUUCGACCCGAUACGCAACCUGACGAUGCAGUACACGCAGUUGCAACGCUCGAUGGCGUCCGGAGCGCGGAUAUUCGAGCUGCUGGAUGUUGAGCCGGACCUUGUGGACAAUCCGGACGCGAGCAGGCUGCCGCAGCUCAAGGGCGAUGUGGUAUUGAAGGACCUGAGCUUCAGCUACUCGGCAAGCGAAGAUAUCGUGCGGCUGGACAGGGAAGCAGGUUCGGUGAACAGCAGGAACGGCACAGCCAAUGGCGCGAGCAGUGUGCCGGAUGUGCUGAAGCACUUGUCGCUGCAUAUCAAUCCGGGCGAGACGGUGGCGGUUGUGGGACCGACGGGCGCGGGUAAGACGACGCUUGUGUCUCUGAUUUCGCGCUUCUACGAUGUGCCGCGCGAGAAGGGCGCGAUACUGGUGGACGGCUACGACAUCCGUGAUGUUACGCGCAGUUCGCUGGCGGGUCAGAUGAGCAUGGUGCUUCAAGAGCCGUUCCUGUUCUCCGGGACGGUGCGGGAUAACAUCAAGUACAAUCAUCCGGGCGCGAGCGACGAGCACAUGAUCGAGGCGUCCGAAGGCGGUAGGCGUCCACGACAUCAUCAUGCAACUGGACGACGGGUACGACACUUACCUCGCGGAGCGGGGGUUGAACUGAGCCUUGGUCAGCGACAGCUGCUGAGCUUCGCAAGGGCGAUUGUCGCGGACCCGCGCAUUCUGAUUCUGGACGAGGCGACAGCGAAUAUCGACAGCUACACGGAGAUGCUGAUUCAGCAGGCGCUGCAAAAGUUGCUGCAGGACCGGACGGCUAUCGUGAUCGCGCACCGGCUAUCGACGAUAAGGGGCGCGGACAAGAUUGUGGUGCUGAACCAAGGGGAGAUUGUUGAAGUCGGGACGCAUGCGUCGCUGAUGGAGCAGGACGGGCUGUACGCGCAUCUGUAUAGCAUGAACUACGCGCGCGAUGGAGGAGGCUGCUGA
Geodia barretti is the source of this 1899-nucleotide messenger RNA. Lineage: Eukaryota; Metazoa; Porifera; Demospongiae; Tetractinellida; Geodiidae. The record is from the annotation of a GenBank genome assembly.